Messenger RNA from Acanthoscelides obtectus, 390 nucleotides. The record is from the annotation of a GenBank genome assembly. Lineage: Eukaryota; Metazoa; Arthropoda; Insecta; Coleoptera; Chrysomelidae.
AUGUUGCAUUGUCAAAUUUUUGUUCAGUGUGUCAAUAGUUUGAGUUCAUUUUUCAGAGUAAGGAUUAAACUUAAACUCAAUAUUCUCUAUGUAGAUUUUUUUUCUGGUACAUUUAUUCCCAAAAUUGAUCCAUUUUUCUCCUCAAAUUCCUUACUUGCGUUUCCAACGCCGCCUGCUUUUGAUCAGCUGAUAGUGAAGACAUCUUACGAGAUCCUACGGAAAAAAUCGCAGGCUGUAAAACUCGGACGUAAAACAGGGAGUAACUGCAACACCGCAACAGACGCAGCUGAUCCAAGCGCCUACAGUUCUACGUUUGGUUUUCAAAUUUGUAUAUUGCUGAUUUUUAUCUAUCUUAUAAUUAUUGUUUCUCCCACUACCUUCCUAGAAUAA